Solenopsis invicta (red fire ant) is the source of this 1303-nucleotide messenger RNA. RefSeq names its product putative nuclease HARBI1. The record is from RefSeq and is a predicted model, not a curated record. NCBI's taxonomy places the organism in Eukaryota, Metazoa, Arthropoda, Insecta, Hymenoptera, Formicidae. Bases 130 to 1251 code for a protein of 373 amino acids. The transcript has 4 exons.
CCUUGGGUGCGUUCCACUUAACGCCUGCAACGACAACGACCACGACCGCAAUAUUUGCCGUUCCACUAGAUUGUGGGCGCUACGGUCGAAAUCUUAAGUGGAACGAGUUUUGUGUAGUGACAGUGCGUCAUGGAGGUCUUUAUUAUUACACAGCGCUAUAGAACUUACGAAUCAGAAUCUGAAAACUCAAGUUCUGAUGACGAGUGGGUGUUGUAUCAACAAAAGAAAAAACGUAAACUUCGCUCGCGAAUUCCAAAUUACAUUAAUGUUGUAAAUAAUUACAUGGGACACGAAUUUAAAAGUCAUUUUAGAAUGUCAAGAGCGACGUUUGAAUGUCUUUUAGAAAUGCUUCUACCUUAUUUAGUAAGAAAAAUAAAAGGAUGUCCAAUGAUCCCACCUGAUCAUCAAUUAAUGAUUGCUAUUUGGAAAAUGGCAACCAUGGACUCCUACAGAUCUGUUUGCGACCGAUUUAAUGUUGGAAGAGCAACUGCACUUCGAGCUGUACGAAGAGUCACACAUGGACUUUUCUUAAAAUCUUCCACAUUUAUUAAAUGGCCUACUGGUGAUCUAGCUAUAAAGGUUAUGCGAGGAUUUGAGGAAAGCAGUAGUUUUCCAAAAACUGUUGGGGCCAUAGAUGGUACCCAUAUUCGGAUUGAUGCGCCAAAAGAAAACUCUGUCGAUUAUAUCAACCGUAAAGGUUUUCAUUCUAUACAGUUACAGUUGGUGUGUGAUCACAGAACGUUGAUCACACACUGUUAUGCUGGCCAUCCGGGCUCAGUCCAUGAUCAGCGAGUUUUUCGUCAAUCAGAGGUAGCAAAUUAUUUGAAUGACGAAGAGAAAUUUCCAGCUGAUAGUCACAUAUUGGGAGAUGCCGCAUAUGAGAUUCAUCAACACUUAUUAACUCCUUACAGAGACAAUGGACAUCUUACAGCGAAACAGAUUAAUUAUAAUUAUAGCUUGUCAGCAGCCAGAGUGACAGUCGAAAGAUGCAUCGGUCUCUUAAAAGGGCGUAUGAGGAGUUUAUUACAUUGUCUACCUAUGUCAAGAGUAGACCUAAUGGCAGAAUAUGUGAUUGCAUGCUGUGUGAUCCACAAUAUCUGUACAUUAAGAAGUGAUGAAAUUGAAGUAAUCACCAUACUUCCAACUUCAUCAGAACAUGACAGAAAUCAAGGAAUUAUUUUGCCUCCAGGAAACCAAAAUGCUGGUGGAAUUGCCAAAAGAAAUUUAAUUAUGAAUUCUUUACAGUUAUAAGUUUACAAAUUUAUAAAAAUACACUUAAAAAUAUUAUAAUAAAAACAUAAAA